ACUGUCAUACCACCACCCUACGACAUCACAUCACUCCACCCCCCCUCUUCACCACUUCGUGUGCGUUCGGUUCCAUGGAGAAGGCCACGAAGGCUGCGUUUAUUCUUCUUUCUCUCUUCCUCCUCUUCCCACAGCUCCGAGCUUCGGGCGACUGCGACUGCACCACCAAACGGGAAGCUCGAGACAGCGCCAAGGCGCUAACACUAAAAUUGAUAGCCAUCGCGGCGAUCCUAAGCGCAGGUGCCAUGGGAGUCCUAAUUCCGAUCCUGGGGAGAUCGUUCGCAGCCAUGAGCCCCGAGAGCGACGUGUUCUUCGUGAUCAAGGCCUUCGCCGCAGGCGUCAUACUUGCCACCGGACUGAUACACAUCCUCCCGGACGCAUUCGAGAGCUUGACGUCGCCCUGCCUGGGCGAGCAGCAGUGGCAGGACUUCCCGGUCGCCGGGUUCAUCGCCAUGUCUUCCGCGAUGGUGACAUUGAUGAUCGACUCCUUCGCCACGAGCUACUACGAGAGGUCGCACUUCAGCAAGGCGCGGCCUGUCGAGGAAAAGGACGAGAGCAAGGGGGACGAGGAGUCCGCCCGCGACCACGCCGGCCACGUCCACGUCCACACGCACGCAACUCACGGGCAUGCGCAUGGCUCGGCGGCGGCGGGCUCGCCGGAGGAGGCUUCGCUCUCCGACAAGAUCCGGCACCGAGUUAUCUCCCAAGUUCUGGAGCUGGGCAUUCUGGUCCAUUCCGUGAUCAUUGGCAUUUCACUGGGUGCAUCUGAAACAUCCUCCACCAUCAGGCCUCUGGUUGCAGCCUUGAGCUUCCAUCAAUUCUUUGAAGGCAUAGGACUCGGUGGAUGCAUCGUCCAGGCAAAGUUCAGAGCCAAGGCAACAGUGAUCAUGGCAGUCUUCUUCUCUCUCACAGCUCCGAUCGGCAUCUCCCUCGGCAUUGCGAUUUCCUCUAGCUACGACGAGACUAGCUCGACUGCUCUUAUCAUCCAAGGCAUCUUCAAUGCUGCCUCUGCAGGAAUUCUAAUAUACAUGUCUCUGGUCGAUCUCUUGGCCGCUGAUUUCAAGAACCCCAGAAUGCAGAGUAAUGGAAGGCUGCAAUUAGGAGCACAUCUUGCACUUCUUCUGGGUGCAGGUUUGAUGUCCCUUCUUGCGAGGUGGGCAUAGGGAUGAUUCCCGAUAACUGUGAGCUGAGGCUUAUCCGAGAAUAUUUUUCCUGCUAUCCUCGGGUACGCCCAACAGGCUACUUCACUUCUUACACGUUAGUUUUUCUUCGGUAAAGCAGUGCAAGUGAUUGCAAUGUUUGAAGCACUUGGGUUGCCACUUUGAUUUUCUUGAGAUCCUUGGAAUAAGGAGAGGGGGUGACCACCCGCCAAGAAAUAGAUUAUAUGUUUCAUUUUGAUGCAAAAAAAAAAAGAGAGAGAAAAAGUUAUUGCCUCCA
Messenger RNA from Musa acuminata AAA Group (dessert banana), 1437 nucleotides. Its product is annotated as zinc transporter 4-like. NCBI's taxonomy places the organism in Eukaryota, Viridiplantae, Streptophyta, Magnoliopsida, Zingiberales, Musaceae. Gene Ontology annotation, molecular function: zinc ion transmembrane transporter activity. Gene Ontology annotation, biological process: zinc ion transmembrane transport. The record is from RefSeq and is a predicted model, not a curated record. Bases 75 to 1163 code for a protein of 362 amino acids. Gene Ontology annotation, cellular component: plasma membrane. The transcript is spliced from 3 exons.